AUGGUUAAUGUAAAGAUCACAUUCUUUGGUUCAAGCACUGUGGGGAAAACAUCACUUAUACGACGAUAUCUCAAGAAGUCUCUUGAAGAAGAAUACUUCCCAACGAUCCAAGACAUCUUCAUAACUAAAAUAGAGUCUGAGGGGUUUGCUGUGGAUGCCAAUAUCGUCGACACGUCAGGAGAUUCGACACUGUCAAAGAUGCGCGACGAACAAAUUAUAGACAGUGACUAUAUAGUCUUCGUCUAUUCUAUUAAUGACAAAGAGACGUUCGAGAGCGCACACAAAGACAUCGGACUCUGCUUAACAGAAGUCUCUGCGUCAUACAAAAAACACUUGCCUUCGGUCAUCAUAGUUGGCAACAAAUGCGACUUAAAGAAAGAGCGUGAAGUCUCUUGUAUAGCCGGAGAGGAGCUGGCGGUUAAAAUACGAAGAGUCUGCCCGUGUGCAUUCUUAGAAACCUCGGCCAAAGAAAACACACAAGUGGAUGUACUCUUCACAACACUGGCAACUGGAAUUCCAGAGAUCGAAUUGACGCCACUCAGCAAAUCAUACAGCCGCCCAUACCUCUCUCCAAGAUCAAAGUUCUCAAGAACAAAAAAAAUCCUCCACAUCGAAAAGGUGAAAGAAGAAGAAAAAGAACAUGAGGUUCAGUCUCUGACUUCCUCCCCAACUACUUCAAGCAUUACCACUUUGAGGCUCACUGUCUCUGUAAAGGAGGAACAUAAACACAAUACGCAAAAACUCGACGGCAGAAAAAAAUUCCUCGCAGAAUUCAUCGGCUUCUUGACACCAAGAAAAACUCUCUAA
Messenger RNA from Entamoeba invadens IP1, 807 nucleotides. RefSeq lists its product as hypothetical. Gene Ontology annotation, biological process: signal transduction. The record is from RefSeq and is a predicted model, not a curated record. The transcript has a single exon. Gene Ontology annotation, molecular function: GTPase activity; GDP binding; GTP binding. Gene Ontology annotation, cellular component: plasma membrane. The coding region runs from base 1 to 807 and encodes 268 amino acids. Lineage: Eukaryota; Evosea; Mastigamoebida; Endamoebidae.